AUGUUUUGGCUACUACCCCUCGUGGCGGCCCAGGUGUACGUCGGGUUCCCCCUCGACGAACAGCUCCCCAACAUCGCCCGCCCCAACGAGGCCUACCGCUUCCAGAUGGCCGACCAGACGUACAAGCUGCUGACCCCAGGCACCGCCGUCGAGUACUCGAUCUCCAACCAGCCCGCGUGGCUCCAGUUCGACCCCCUGCUGCGAACGUUCUCGGGGACGCCACUGGACUCCGACUUGGGCCAAUUCCUCGUCGUGUUGCACGGACGCGACCCGCUGGACCAGACAACGUUGGAAAACCAGUACAACUUUAUGGUGAGCUCCGACCCCGGGUUGCAGCUUUCCUCAAGCAACUGGGACCAGACGGUGAAGGAACUCGGCCGCACUACCGGCCCGGGAUCGCAAGCUAUCGUCGUCAAGGAAGGACAAGAGUUACACUUACAGUUCUCCCCGAACGACUUUGUUGCCAACGGCGACGGCCUGAAAGUGGUGAACACUUACGGCCGCCUGGCCGACCGCCUGCCGUUGCCGCCCUGGCUUAAAUACGACCCCUCCACCUACACGUUCUCCGGUACCGUCCCCCAGGUGACGCUGGACCUGGCGCCUCAGUACGACUACCUGUUUGUGUUUAUCGGCACCGACAUCAACGGCUACGCCGCCGCUGAGGGCCAGUUCCGCCUCGUCGUCGGCGCCAACUUGUUGCUGACUAACAUCACCCUGGCCAUCGCCAUCAACGGGCUGACGGGCUCCCCUUUCGACGCCAAAGUACCGCUUAACGAAGUGUUCCUUAAUGACCAGCCCAUCGCCCGCGCUAACGUGUCGAAAAUCGAGGCCCAGGACUUACCGCUGUACGCCAAAUUCAGCGACAGCGACCUCACCAUCACCGGCACCUUCCCCCUGGACAAAAACGUGUCGGACUCGUUUACCGUCGUCGUCACCGACCAGUACCUGAACCAGGUGCAAUUGCCGUUCACCUUGACCCUGUCGCUGCUGGCGUUUACCUCCCAGUGGCCCGACACCAACGCCACCCGUGGCGAGUGGUGGGGGUUCAACAUUGGCGAUUACCUCACUGACAAGCUGGCCAGCGUCUCCGUCAACUCCCUCGACGACUGGAUGACCUGGCACAGCGAUAACGACACCGUCAACGGCUUGGUCCCCGACAAGUUCCAACAAAAAGACGUUGACGUCUCCGUCGCCGGCGAACUGCGCCAGCUCCACAUUAAGGGUGUCGACCCCAUCACCAUGCUGCUGCUGCUGCUGCUGAGCUCGUCGUCAUCGUCCUCGCUGAGCGCGCUGUCGUCGUCGCUGACGCUGGCGCUGUCCACCAUCGCGUCGACGCUGGCCGCCGCCACUGCCACCUCGUCUGACGAUGCCGCCGUCGUCACUGGCACUCCGCAGAACAAGUCGGGGAUGCUGAAUCUGACCAAGCUUGCCAUUGGUCUCGGGGUGGGUUUGCCCGUGGGGCUCUUGGCCGUGGCCGCCGUGUUCUUAUUCUGCUGCUGCUGGCGCCGCCGCCGCGACCGCGCCGCCGUCGCCGCUGCCGACACUCUGAGCAACGACCUUGAGAAGCACUCCGACAUCCCCUCGCCUUACGGCGACAAGUUCCCCGAGAACUUGGCCACUAAGCGCCUGGCGCUGGUGGGGCUCAACGACGCGGUAAUGGCGGCGGGUGACGCUGCUGCCGCCGAGCACGCCGCCAACUUCAACGAUGAAGACGACCCGCUGCCGAAGCAAUUGGCGGCGCUCAAGGCGCUCGAGUUCUCGCUGCCGAAGAAGGCGGCGAAGUUCGACCUGGACAUCCACCUGACGCUGUCGCUGAUGACGCGCAUCGAGCUGGACGACCUGUACUUUGAUGCCACCGAAAAACCCUUGAAGCUGUGGCGAGCUGCCGACUGGGGCGACCUGGACGCCGCUGAGGCGCCAUUCGAUGACGGCGCUGCCCCCAUCGACGACGAGCUGCACCACGAGCCCGACCCCGAUUUGACUGCGGCGGUCAUCGACCCCAACGUGCGCAACUCCGACGCGCUGAUGCUGACGGUGAACACCGACCAGUUGUUCAGCGUACGCUUGGUCGACGAUGGCACUGCCCGUGACCUGGCCCAGCUGGUACCGCCGCUGACCAUAAGGCGCGACAACCUGUCGGGCAACAACUACAGCGUCUACGCCGAUGACGACGGGCUGCUGGGUCUGUUGCAGCCGCUGAACUCGUUGAGACGGCGCCUGAACAACUUGGACGUAUUGGUGGAAGAAGGCACGCCCGGCGCCGGCGCCGCUGGCGCUGCUGCCGCUGCCGGCGGCGCCAUGGGCGCCAUGGGCGCUUUAGACUCUAAUAGACGCGCCCUGGAGUCGCUGGUGUACUACACCGGCGCCUCGGGAGCCCUGAACCCGCUGGAACUGCUGCUGCCAGACUUGUUGGAAAAAGCCAACCGCAAGCUGCUCAUCCGCACCGACGACGUCCCCUACGUCGAGGCUCCUGAGGACGUGAGUGGCGACGACUUUAUCGCCACCGCCACCCCGGAAGGGAUCAUGUGGGAACAGGCGCCGCCGCAGGCGGUGUUGUCGCCGUCUUCGGAAGGGUUCAACUUCACCGACUCGCCGGUGACGUUGAAGAACUCCUUGCGCAACUCGACAUUGCUGCAAUUGCUGAUUGGCACCGGCAACCUGACGGACAUCUUGCUGACGAAGAACCCGCUGCAGGAGCGGUUGGGCAAGAUGCUGCCUACGAAAGCCAAGCUCGUCGAGUUUACCCGUAAGGGCAGUUUGCGCGACCAGCCGACGUUGAUGAUGGGCACAGAGGCCCACCACGAGCUGGUGGCGCUGAUCCGCGAAAACGACCUGGAGCUGGACCGCUCGUCGCUGGGUCUGAGCAUCUACCAACAGUGA
Molecule: messenger RNA, 2880 nt
Organism: Diutina rugosa
Lineage: Eukaryota; Fungi; Ascomycota; Pichiomycetes; Serinales; Debaryomycetaceae
Gene: AXL2
Product: Axl2p
Exons: 1
Coding region: 1-2880 (959 amino acids)
Cellular component (GO): membrane
Molecular function (GO): calcium ion binding
Source: RefSeq, a predicted model, not a curated record